Manihot esculenta (cassava) is the source of this 1412-nucleotide messenger RNA. Its product is annotated as dehydrodolichyl diphosphate synthase complex subunit NUS1. The transcript has 7 exons. NCBI's taxonomy places the organism in Eukaryota, Viridiplantae, Streptophyta, Magnoliopsida, Malpighiales, Euphorbiaceae. The coding region runs from base 570 to 1205 and encodes 211 amino acids. The record is from RefSeq and is a predicted model, not a curated record. Gene Ontology annotation, molecular function: ditrans,polycis-polyprenyl diphosphate synthase [(2E,6E)-farnesyl diphosphate specific] activity. Gene Ontology annotation, cellular component: dehydrodolichyl diphosphate synthase complex; endoplasmic reticulum membrane.
AAAAAUAAAUAAAUAAAAGCACCUAACUUUUUUUCACUCUGUCGAAUUUCCCAUUUCCCCUUUCUUCGUAAUCACAUAAAACAUGUUUGCUCUUUUCCGUUUGUUUCCUUUUCUCCUAUUUUUUCUGGGUUCCGCAGCUUCUUCUAUGCUCAUCACAAAAACGCCCGCCUUUUUUGUAAUUUUUAAUAUAUAUAUAUAUAUAUAUAUAUAUAUGCACUGUCCUUUUGUAAAUAAUUCUUUAUUUUUGGGAUUAAUUCUUUGUUCUUGAUAAUUGGGUUGGCCAACUUGAUUAAGCUACCCUUAGUUGUUUUCAUUUUGUAUAUACAGGUAUGGAUGUCUGUGGUUAUUUGUUACUUCUACUUGUUGAAUGGCUUAGGCUUAUGGGUUUAUCUGUUUUGGUUUUGUGAUUUUAUGUUUUGGUAGAGGAAUGGAUUUGAAGCAUGGAGUGGAGAGAGUUCAUCGUUUGAUUGAUAUGGUUUGUGCAGAUAAGUAAUAUUUGUCUUCGACUUCUUUGGCAUUUUCUACAUCUUCUUGUCAGCUUAUGGUACCUUAACGUUGGUAUAGUCCAAAUGAUCGAAAGUUAUCUUGUCUCUAGUGGACUGCUGAAACGCUACAAUGCCCUUGAUGUCGGCAAGAUUCAGUACCUUGCCAUUGUGGUUGACAGUGAAGAUACUUACAAAUUUUCUAAAGUUCUUCAGCUUUUGAAAUGGCUGGAAGCUAUUGGUGUGAGACAUUUAUGCCUCUAUGAUUCAAAAGGAGUUCUCAAAACAUUCAAGAAAACCAUCGUAAAGAGUUUGAAAAAUGCAAUGCUAUUUGAGGAAGCUGUUGAAAAAGAUUUGCCACUGGACGAGAAAAAAAUGACUCUGGAAUUCACUUCUAGCUCUGAUGGAAAGGGAGCAAUAACGGAGGCGGCCAACUUGCUCUUUAUGAAGUAUUUGAAGUCUGCUAAGGCAGGUGUAGAACAGGAAGAGCAACUCUUUACAGAGGCUCAAAUGGACGAGGCACUAAAAGCUUUAGGUCACAGAGGGCCGGAGCCUGACCUGCUGUUAGUUUAUGGACCUGUAAGAUGCUAUCUAGGUUUCUCACCAUGGAGAAUUCGAUAUACUGAGAUAGUGCAUAUGGGACCCUUGCAGUCAAUGCGCUACGGUUCCCUAAUAAAGGCCCUGUACAAGUUCACAACAGUGUGCCAAAAUUAUGGUAAAUGAGCUGCCUACCAUUAGAGAUUGUUGGAUUGGAUAACUGGCCAUAAGGGUGGUAGGUCUUGGGAUAGCUUUCAAUCUCUGCAAAUUUUCAUUGUACUCUUUCAUAUGUAAGCAUAUGCUUAUUCAGCUCAUAAUCAACUCAGUUAAGCAGGUAAUCAUGCUUUAAUAUUUGGCCGAAUUACGUAUAAUAAUAAAGCCUUUUCGACAUCA